Molecule: messenger RNA, 3914 nt
Organism: Seminavis robusta
Lineage: Eukaryota; Bacillariophyta; Bacillariophyceae; Naviculales; Naviculaceae
Source: the annotation of a GenBank genome assembly
AUGAUAAGAUUGCUGUUGUCCCACACUGGCUUGGCAUGUCUGUUGCUCUUGCACGUCGGUGCUGUAGUAGUUAGUAGCUCUGGGGAUGCGGACGGAAACCAUGAUAGUAAAUUCAGGUUACGCCAUCGACAAGUGAUGAAACCAAAGGGUCAAAUAUUCGCUCAGCCCGAGAGAAAUCUGCAGAACUUUGGCCUGGAACACAGCGAAUCAGUGGAUAGUCACCCAGGUGGGGAAUUUGAGGUGGAUACAUCCGUAGAGCGACCAGGUGCUGUAGCUGCUGACCCAUAUCCAGGCCCAGGGGACGCUUUUGAAUUGGACGCCAAAAUGCCAAAGCGAUCCUUCUCCAAGUCGGAAUCGCUGGACCGUCCUGAUGAUCAGCGAAAGGAUCCUUUUGAACUAAACAUACCUCCAGGGUCAUUCCAGCCCACCACUCUGACUCCUACAACCUUGAGCCCCACCACACUCAAGCCCACUACUCAGGUACCAACUCCGAUGCUAACACCAGAACCUACCACCCCGGAACCGACAAUGCCAAAGAGACAGGUCACGUUUCCCCCCAUUACGCAGGAACCGACCACAUUGGCUCCAACUACACUGGAGCCAACCAGUUUGCCUCCCACCAAAGAGGCCACACCGGAACCGACAUCAUUGCCACCAACCACACUUGGGCCGACCACCUUGGUUCCAACUACAUUGGUUCCAACCACUAUUGCACCAACGACAAAGCCGCCAACAGGUGAACCAACUACUUUGCCUCCGACGUUGCCACCCUCUCAAACACCCACCACAAAGGAGCCUACAGGCCAGCCAACGAGUUUGCCACCAACGUUGCCUCCCUCACAAACGCCCACAACAAAUCCCCCCACAACGCCACCUACAACUUCACAACCUACUGUUUCCCCAACAGUCAAGCCUACAGAGUCGCCGACCACGUCUCCAACAACUGCGACCAGAGUUGCCACUUUGUUUCAAAUCGUUGAAGAUGAAGAGCCUUUCACUCACGACUACCACAUCCCAGAAGGAGCGUACAACUUUACAGUUCCUGAACGACUCAUCCAUGAGACAAUCAAGACCUUGGAACGUGCUGGUGACCUCGCCGAUGCCUUGUUUGGGCCCUAUGAUUCCGAGUUCAAGCUGGAUGAGUUUCUGGAUGCUCUCAACACCAGCUAUGAUUGGGAUGUCAACAUUGCAGAGAACAGUGUGGAAGAUCGCAAUGGAAACCGCAACCUAAUUGAAGAUGAUGCCACACUGCUGCAAGAUCUGCAGCACAACGUUGCUCCCACUCCUUCCCCAAAUGCCAAGAUUAUGAAUUUGGGAGGAGAAAGGGCCGCUCCGGAAACGUUGGGUCGCAUCGAGUAUGCCAUGGCUCACAUGGGUCUCUUGUUGGGGCAAGCUUUCCAAGAGAGCAUGAUUACUGGAAUGUGUGACGAACAGAAUACCAACCCGACGGACAAGGUCAAUCCUGGAUGUGGUCAAGAGGGGGAAAACUAUCGUUUCCCCAACACGGACAGCCAGUUAGGACAAGGUGACUUUUCUUGCUUUGAAAAUGAAGAGGAAUGGAAGACUGGGUUCAAACCCAUCCCGGAUGAGCCUGAUCCGCAAUUGAACAAGAAGUUUGUAGGUUGUCCUCUUCAGCCACAGAUUGACCUAAUCGAAUCCAAGAUCAUGCCGUCGAAUCAGGAGAAGAACGAAUAUGAAGAGUUGCCCAUGGUAUGUGGUUUGGAUGCUAAUAUUGGUUCUCGCGGCUGUUGCUGGUGGGGCCGAGGAAUGCUCCAGAUGACGUAUCAGUGCAACUAUGGAGAUUUUCAAGAAAACUGGGGAGCGUACUAUCAAGUGCCUGAUCGCGAAGACAUUGACAUUUGCUCCAAUCCUGGUCAAGUUUGCAGUGAACAGUUCCCCGAAAUGAAGUACCUGACCGGAUUGUUCACGUGGGUCAAGAAUGUCGUUCACAAUCCGUCGUUCGACUUCAUUCAAGAGCUCAAACAAUGGGUUGAUUCAGGUUUAGACACGAGUCCGGGCGGCUUCAUUGACAGAGUGGGAGGUGCACUUGUCAACGGUGACCCAAACCAGCCGCCUCCCAAUGCUGAAGAACGCCGACUGUUCACCAAGGCCGCUAUCGAAGCGCUCAUGCCAAUCCAACCCCAUGGGGUUGAACUAUACUUCCACUAUGGAGAUGUUGCCAAGUGCAAGCCUGCGGUACAGUCAUCGAUCUUCAACUCUACUAGUACAAGCAACCACACAGCAGGAGCAGCGCUGAAAGGCGACCGCAACGCAACCAGGAUUGCGGAGACUGACUGUGAUCCGAAUCCUUUCUGGCAGGUGGAUUUAGGCCAGCCCUAUCAGAUCCUAUCAGUGCAUGUUGUGUGGUAUGAGCACUACCACUACGAGAUGAUGGAUCUUCCCGAGUACAACGAGACCGCUGACCCUAUCGUCACGAAGACGAAUGUCGAUCUUCAAAUCGAUUUGCUGGACGAGGAUGGCAACAGUGUUGCCGAUCCUUCACGCUCACAAUUCAAGCAUAACUUACAAGAGGACGGCAAGAUUGAAUCGGUGUGGACAGUACAGGUGGAGAAUUCCACCGACCUCAAGGCAAGCCAAGUGCGCGUCUCGAUCCCAUCAGCUGGCGGCGAUUGCAACUUUCUCAGUCUAGCACAAGUUCUCGUGAUGAGUGUCUGUGAAUUAGGAGAUGCAUGCUUGACUGGAUCAACCUGUGAAGAACAGAACAUUGCCCAGUGCAAGCCAACGAUUCAGAGUUCCACCCAAGAUGCUCUUGUCUCCGAUAUUGCCGUUGACGGAAUCAAAGAUGGUGUUGCAACCACUCUUUGCGAAGAAGCACCGUACUUCAUGGUUGACUUGAUGGGCGAGUACAACGUGACUGCAGUCGCUUUAGUCAAUCAUGCUGAUGCUGGAGGAAAUGGCCUUGAACGACUCAAUGGCGUUGUUGUUGAGUUGCUCGACGAAGACGAAAACGUUAUAGCCGAAGACUCUCACAAGCCUCGACUCAUGGGAGACGAAAUGGGUGAUGUAUACGUUAUGAAGUUUGAUAAUGAACCAGCCAUUGCCCAUAAGGUUCGAGUGAGGAUAUCACAUGCCGCGGGCAGCUGCGAAGCACUCAAGCUUGCUGAAGUCGCUGUGAUGGGAGAAUGCUUGGACGACGGUGAACACUGCAAGACAUGGCAGAACUGCAAGCAUCAGAACAUCGCUCGCUGCAUGCCCGCUACGCAGAGCUCGACAUUUGAAGGAGGCAUUGCAGCUCGGGCCGUGGAUGGACACACCUCGCUGGAACACACAAAACGUGAGGAACAGCCAUGGUGGAGUGUGGACCUUCUCGGGUCUCACCCUGUCACUGAGGUAGUCAUCCACAAUCGCGAAGAUUGCUGCUUUGAACGUCUGAACGAAAUUGAAGUAUCGCUGUUGGAUGAAGCCGGCAACACAGUGUCUACCAUAAAACACGACCCUGCGACUGAGGGUGUGAUCGAGGGAGCUUGGACUGCAGUAUUUGCCGAAAACGGAACAGUCACGGCUUCCAAAGUACGCGUCACUGCCAACCAUCCAGGCAGUGGCGAGCCCUUGAAUCUUGCAGAAGUUCAGGUGAUGAGCCCUUGCACAGAUUCCAGUUGCCUCACCUGGGCAGAUUGUGACAAUGGCAACAUUGCGCAGUGCAAGCCCGCAGAACAGAGUUCCACUUUGGAAUCAGAUGUGGCGGCCAACGCUGUCAAUGGACAUGAAUCAUUGGCUCACACCGACUGCGAGAAUAAUCCGUGGUGGCAGGUUGAUUUACUAGGCCCGCGACCUGUUCAAGGAGUUGUGAUUCACAACCGCGAAGACUGUUGUUGGGAACGCUUGAACGGGGUACUUGUGGAGCUCAUGGAUGACAAUAAUUCCACUAUUGGCUCCAUAAAGCACGACCCCGC